CUCUGCCUCUGCCUCUCUCUCUCUCUCUCUCUCUCAGUCGAACAGAGCGCUGAUUGAUUGUUUAUUACGUACUUUUUGUGUCCGAUUUCGUUAAUUCAUUCAUUUCCCUGCCAGCUGUCGCUUGCCAUCGCACCAUCCUCCCACUGGGAAACGAUCACAACAGAUGCUGGACCCCCCCUCCUUGCUGAUUCGCUGCCCACAGACCAGGCGAUAAUGGCCACUCCUUCGAUGGUCCCCUCCUCGCUGUCGAGCUCCUCCAGCGUCACCCUCCCCAAGUUGCCUGCACUCGGCAUCAUCCUCGGCAUCUCCGUCUUCGUCUCCCUCGUUAUUUGCUACAAAGUUUACAGCCAAUUCUUACCGGACUUCUCCCCCGUCAUCCUGAAGAUCUGUGCGUGGAUCUGCCCUCCCCGGAAAGGCCUAUACGAUCCCUCUGCACGGGAGUCGUUUUUUUGUGUUGAAGCUGAACAGCUUGACUGUCAAGCAGUGGCAAUGGUCAGCCACUCUACCGAGGCUCGAUCCGCUGCUGAACUCGAGUUGGCAACCAUGUGGGACACCUCUGAAGCUCAAUCCACUGCUGAACUCAGUGCGAGAGCAGCUAACACAUCUGUUGAUGGCCAUGGACCCUGCUCACUGCAGAGUUGCAAGGGUGUGCUCCCGUUCCCUACACGCCAGUUCAGCUGCAACAGGCAGCCCGAGGUCGAACAUAUUAACAUCAAUGUCAUGACCGCUAAGGAACUCAAGGUCCUCUGUCGAAAGCUUGGCCUGAGCCAGACCGGUACCAGACAAGUCCUUCUCAAGAGGCUGGAGGCAUUCAGCCAGGAUCACGAUGCCUGGCAGCGAGUCCUUCCAGGCGCACGAAGAUCUCACAAAGGCCCUCAAAAUCAUCAUGCUCAAGAUACAGGUAGCAGGAAGGGCAAGAGAGGCCCUGCAAAGCGGUCAGCAAAACGUCGGGCACUGCUGCUGGGUGGCAGUAGCAGUGAUGCUGCAGUCCCAUCUGCUACUGAAAGGUCGAAAGACACCCGAACGCAGGCAGAAAAGGCAGCCGUCCUUGACUGGGCACGAAUGACUCUCACUCUAUAUCCUUACCAGCCUCCCCCGGCUGUUGCAGUAACAACAGGUCACGGUGGCGGGCCACUAGGUGCGCCGUCAGGUAUGAGCCUUGCACGGGCCCCUGCAAGUCAAUCACCUGGUCUCCCCUCCCCAUCUGCCGAUGCUCGCUGUCCCUCACCGGCGAGUGGGGACACCUCUCCUACCGUCAUGGCUACUGAUCCAUCUUCUGUCGUUCGCAUGCUAACACUUGGUGAUGGGACUGUUCUCGCCUUCACACUCGCUGACAUUGGUGACCCCACAGCCAUGGGAUUCAGCAAGGACAUCCCAAGGCUCAAUUCCAUGUGGGACGACACUUCCCCUCACUGGACUGGCCAGUCCACCCUUACCAUCAAGGGCUGUCCGAUUGCGAUCAAAUACUGGCCCAAGGUGUACCAUUAUGCACACAACCGACAAUGGAAAGGGAUCAAACACAACUGGACAUGCUGGAAGUACAUUGUAGAGUGCUACCGUCAAGGCACCCCGGAUGAGUUUUGGUGCAGGUUUAGUGAGAACGGGAGGCCGAUGAGUUACACUCGUAUUCUUGUCCUCCUUCGUGAGGCUCGGAAGAAAGAAGAUCAGGAAGCUGUGUGGAAAGCGGCAGAAGAAUUUGGCGAAUCUUUUGAUAUGCAGUGCAUGUACAGAAAAGGCAGCAACAUCCAUGUCCUGACCCAGCCUCGGGCUAUCGCAAAACGGCUGCACAGGCUGAGUGAUGGGCAUGGCAGGGAUGAGGGCGGUUCUAUUUAGCUGCAUAUUAUCUAGCAUACAUAACUCUGUGGUACGAGACAUAGAUCGUGCAUUGUAUCA
Molecule: messenger RNA, 1893 nt
Organism: Pisolithus orientalis
Lineage: Eukaryota; Fungi; Basidiomycota; Agaricomycetes; Boletales; Pisolithaceae
Exons: 6
Coding region: 214-1833 (539 amino acids)
Source: RefSeq, a predicted model, not a curated record